CGAGUUCCUAUACUGGUGCCAGUCGUCUCUCCUUCGACUAUUGCGGAAUCCUCACACUCUUCACAGUCACUUUCACUUUCACUGACGAUGUAGACGUCACGCUUUCCGUUUGUUGCGAGCGCAGUCUUGGCGCAAACGCACUCCUUCCUCCACCUCGCGGUCGAUGAGCCCACAAUACUCCCACGCGGCUUCUCAAAUACGUCAAACUGUGUGAAUAGAUUUGUAGCCUACAUCGAGAUAAAAAGUUGCAAAGUAGGCGACCUAACGUUAACGUAGUCCUCACCUUCAACAUGUCUUCGGCUGCGCUUCCUCCUGUCAUCAUCACAGCUACACUGGGAAGACUCGAGCCCCUGCCACCCGAUAAUUAUAUGAUAGCCUUGAGUCACGACAGUGAUCAGUUCAUCGGUACCCCGGAUGGUUACAGCGCUACAUACCUACCGACCUCUCUAUUCAACGCAGUCGGUCAAGGUCAAGGUCAAGGUCAAGGUCUUGCCAAGAAGAUUACCUGGGUCUCAUACGGCAGCAGACCCGGAUCGUGGUUCUACGUCUGGGAGCGGAAGGACGGUACAACAGAAUCCGCGGUCGGGCCCCGUAUCCCACCAGCACUACAGUCCUUCGUCCACACGAUACAGGGUUCUGAGGCUCUCAAGUCUGGUCUCCGGGUUCAGCUUGGCGCAGCCGAUUCCUGGGUAGCAUGGUCAGGCACGGCGUGGGCAUGUGCAAACAUUCCAACGCAGCUCGAGGCCAAGCUACGCGAAGGGAGUUCCGGAACCCUUGAGGGUAAAGGGAUUAUCAACGGCUCGUUGAGGGGAGCACGUACGCUAGACAACGUCCAAUUCCAUGCCAACGGAUCGUUCUACAUCAAGAGCGGUGACCGCCAUAUAUGGAACUUUCAGGCCAAGCUUGUGAGCCUUGAAUGGAACAAGCUAUGGAAAGGCCUGGAACGAGACGAGCGAACGCGCAAGAUCAACAAAGAGCUGGCCUACGUAUUCAUUAGCCCGCAUGCCGAGAACGGGGAAACCUUCGUCUUCAUCAAAAAACACUCCGUAGGAUUGGAUGCACCGUUCGUUGUCGGUUUUGAAGGAGAGCAUGUACAUACCAACAUGGAAUACUCCACGCCCGAACAGCGUAUGCGCCACAUAUCGAGAAAGUCAGAGGAGCCUAUACCUUUCCAGUGGGCGACAGUCAAGAAAUCUGGUCGACCACACAGAGCAGACGCUUGGGAGGUAGAGCUUAGGAAAGGCGACAAAGUCAAGGUCAUCCGCGACGAAGGGCGUGAUUGGUUCGUAGCCAUCGACCGGAAGGGUGUCAAGGGCUGGGUGCACGGCUCCUGGAUCGAGUUUGGCGACCGUACAGUCCACAAAGACUCAAAGGCAGCAUACUCUCUGUUCGAGCAAGACCUACAGAUGCUGCUCAUACCCGGUCAGCACUUCCCAGCGAUGACAAGCUACGUCGACGAGUGCACUGAGCCGGAUUGCCAACCACUCAAGGAAGCGGGCUCUUCGUUGGGAAUCUGCGUUCACGAUCUGCUGGCACUACUGUCAGGUUCCGGUAAAUACACGUACAAGUGGCUUAAAGAGACUCGGAAUUUCUGGCACCCGGACAGGUUCGCCCGCUUCAGCAAUGUGGAUCAGAACAAAGCAGAGCAGAUGUUUGUCAUGUAUGGGAUCUUGAUGGAAGCGAGCAAGGUCUAAAAAAAAGCUAA
Messenger RNA from Alternaria rosae, 1705 nucleotides. RefSeq lists its product as uncharacterized. The transcript is spliced from 2 exons. The record is from RefSeq and is a predicted model, not a curated record. Lineage: Eukaryota; Fungi; Ascomycota; Dothideomycetes; Pleosporales; Pleosporaceae. Gene Ontology annotation, molecular function: protein binding. The coding region runs from base 291 to 1694 and encodes 467 amino acids.